AUGCAUACAAAUUUCUUGAUUAUUGCGUUCGAUGGCAAAUGGACAGCAGAUUACAAGUACUUGGAUCAUAAAACGAAGCUCCUCCUGAUAAACGAUGGGACUUCAUUUGAAGAAUUCCUUAGAAAAAUUUUUGAAGUUAUAGAGCUUGACAACAAAAAGUUUCAAGCAAAUGUAUGGCUUAAUAUCAACCUAGGUACUUCUAAGGGAAUAGAAGUGACAAAAGAUGAAGAUCUUAUUAUGUGUAUGAUUCUUUUAAAAAAUGAUCCAUACUAUAAAGAUUCGAAAUUUGUUGUUGAAAUAUCAGAAAAAUCAGAUCAACAACUAGAAGGUAAUGCAAUAAUGGAAAUUGAUAAUCAACAGUUAUUGCACAGAAACACAUAUGGUCCGGAAGAGCAAGUGUUGCUGAUAUCUCAAGUUGAAGAAGAGCAGGAGAAUCCAAUUUAUGAUAUUACAAUGGAAAAAGAAAUUGUAAUUCCUGUGGAAGAUCAGCACAUUGAAUCACUACAAAAUCAAAGACAAGCAACUUCAAAUGUGAUUAGAGAUUACGUGAUUGACAACUUAAGAGACAUAGCUACUGAGGUAAAACCUAAGUUUAUCAUUUCAGAGAUGAAAAGAGCACAUGGAAUUGAUGUUGGUUAUGGAAAAGCAUGGCAUGCUAUUCAAAAGGGGUUAUCUUUGUUAAGAGGAACAACUGAACACAAUUAUGAGCAGCUGCCAUCAUAUUUGUAUAUGAUGGAACAAAAAAAUCCAGGAUCAUAUACAAAUAUUGUGAGAGAUGAAGAAAACAGGUUUGUUUACAUGUCUUUUAUGUAUGGGGCAUCAAUUUCUGGGUGGAAGUAUUGUAGACCACUAAUUGCUGUUGAUGGAACAUUUCUAAAAAAUAAAUAUAGAGGUGUUCUAUUAGUGGGUGUUACCAAAGAUGCAUAUAACCAGAUUUUUCCUAUAGCUUUUGGAGUAGUGGAUAAAGAGAAUAAUGAAUCAUAUGAAUGGUAUUUCAGGGAAUUAAGAAAAACAAUUGGGAUUCGUAAUGAUUUAAUGUUCUUGUCAGAUCGACACAAGGCUAUUGCAAAUGGAAUUGCAAAGGUUUUCCCUGAGUGCUACCAUGGAAUUUGCAUCUAUCAUUUAGAAAAGAAUCUGAAGCAAAGAAGAGUGAGAAACACUGUGAUAAAUCUCUUUAAAAGUGCAGCAAGAGUAUACCUUCAAUCAGAAUUUGAUGACUUCAUGUCCCAAAUAACUGCUGUUGAUAAGAAAACUUUCAAUUAUUUGAUGGAGGAACCGCCAGGAAGGUGGGCUCGUUCACAUUGUCCCAGAAGAAGAUAUGAUAUGUUAACAACAAAUAUUGUUGAGUCAAUGAAUAAUGUUUUAAGACGUUCAAGAGAAUUGCCAAUUUUAACAAUGAUGGAUUUCAUACAAGAAAAAUUGCAAAGCUGGUUCUAUGAAAGAAGGAUACUUGCAGAAGGAAUAUUCCGUGAUAUAUCAAAUUGGGCAGAAGCAACAUUGGAAGCAAAAAUUCAACCAGCUUUUACAUUUAGAGUAUUGCCCAUUGAUAGACUCAAAUUCAAUGUCAAAGAAGGUGGUAUGGAAUUUAUUGUUGAUCUAGACAAAAGAACAUGUGAUUGUUCUGAAUUUCAGCUAGAUGAGAUGCCAUGUGAACAUGCAAUUGUUGCAAUUGAGAGUAUACAUCAAAAGAAAUCGGCCUUUUGCUCAGCCUAUUUUUCAAGGGACUUUUGGUUGAAAACGUAUGAAGGGCAAGUAAAUUCUGUAGGUGAUGCAACAACAUGGGUUAUACCAGACACUAUUAAAUCAGAAAUCACUAAGCCUCCAGAUGCCAAAGUACUGCUAGGAAGAAGACAGAAGAAUCGAUAUGUUUCCGGUACAGAAUUCAAGAAGGAACCAAGAUGUAGUCGUUGCAAAAAAUAUGGGCAUACCAGAACAAAUUGCACAAAUUCUGCUGUAGUUCAUCCUUAUGCAAGAAAAUAUAGGAAUAAAAAUGAUUGA
Molecule: messenger RNA, 1998 nt
Organism: Nicotiana attenuata
Lineage: Eukaryota; Viridiplantae; Streptophyta; Magnoliopsida; Solanales; Solanaceae
Exons: 3
Coding region: 1-1998 (665 amino acids)
Molecular function (GO): zinc ion binding
Source: RefSeq, a predicted model, not a curated record